AGUUUACCAGUGUGGGUACAAUUACCAGACUUAGAGUUAAAAUAUUGGAGCUCUAAUCAACUGAGUAAAUUGUUACGUGUUAUAGGGAAGCCUAAGAAGAUGGAUGAUCUGACCUGCAACAGAAUGAGGGCUGGGUUUGCUAGGGUUUUGGUAGACAUGGAGAUCAAGGAGUCUUUGCCUAAAAUUGUGAAGUUUGUAGAUGAAACAGAUAGAUUGGAGGAGCAAAAACUUGUUUAUGAGUGGAAACCUGUAAUAUGUGGGCAAUGCAAAGGCUAUAGGCAUGUCCAAAAAGAGUGUAAGGUUCCAGUAAAGCCAGUGUGGAAGCAUAAAAAGGAUGUGGCCAAGGCGAAAGAAACAGUAAAUGAAGGAAUAGGGAUACAACAACAGGAAGAAGGGGGUUUGAUACAAGAAAACACGAAGCCAGUAGAUCAAGCUAUGAACAUAAGCACGAAGAUGCAUAAGGAAACAGUGACAUAUAUGAGGAAGGUAGUCCAAUUAGUACAAGGAGAGGAUAGGAAGGAAAUGAUUAGACCAAUUGAGAAGAAGAGAAGUAUAGUGCUAGGGGAAAGUAGUGGUAGUGAUAAGGGAACCAAAAGGACAGUAAUGAUUUUACUUUUACCGAAGAAUGCUACUACCAGGGAAAGAAUGGAUACAGGGAGUGAAGGGGGGAACCAUUAGAG
Oldenlandia corymbosa var. corymbosa is the source of this 680-nucleotide messenger RNA. Lineage: Eukaryota; Viridiplantae; Streptophyta; Magnoliopsida; Gentianales; Rubiaceae. The record is from the annotation of a GenBank genome assembly.